AUGGUGACAGCACGACGACGCAGGGGGGCGUUAGCCCUGCCUCUGCUGGAAAAUCGUCUAGACUCCAAUGCCUCCACUGCAGGUCCGUUUACUCUAAACAAGACAGACCCGAAAGUAUCUGUGAGCGCAGCUCACGUGGAUCGCGUGGGCCUCCAUGUAUCCCUUACGAUACCUCUGGAGUCGUCCGUGACGCCUCGGGCCGCAACGAACCACAAAUCUAGACCAGCUCGGAAGGAAACACGCGAACUAUGGAUGCCCUCGAGCCCGCUUGCCCUCCUUCCUAAUGGAACGGACAAACAAAAAGACACAUUAGUCGAACCAAAUGCCGGCAAGUCCACAGACUCGGCUAGCCAACGAGUAUCAACAUCCACAAGCAAGCAAGCAACCCCAGGCUCGGUUAGAAAGAACGGGAUCGCCCGUACUCGUCGUACUCCCUCAGCUGCUGCAAGAGCAGAACCUACCCUAGGUGAAAUAAACACCUCAUUGCGGCAUUCUGAGUCCUCUGACAUACUUAAUAGCCCUGAUGGCGCGCUUAGGACGCCAAAAAAUAACCUGCACACGUUCGACAACCCCGAAGUCGAUGCUCAAUACUCGCCCUCUGCGCCCCCUCCAGGCCACAACAAACGUAGUAAAAAGCUGCAGUAUUCUCCCGUUGCAAUACCUUCAGCAAUGCGGCCACCAGAGAGCAUAGACGCCCGACGAGGGCGUCAGCGUUUGCCCCUUUCUGGUCAGCCUAGCCCCCACCAUGUAAUACUUAGUCGCUCGAUGGUGCCUAAAUCAAGCAAACGGACAUGUUCUGGAAGGCUACAUCUCUCAACAGUAACUAAAUGUGCACGGCGGAAUUCAUUAAGAGCUGUCUUCUCUCCCGCCAACACGGCGCCAACGCCCACGAACACCAGCCCAUCUUUCUGUUUCCUCAGAGCAUCGAUGGACUGUUUUACCUUAAAGAAGGUUCUGUGGGCUUACCGCAUCAUAUUUGCAAGAGUCAUCUCCGCAUUUCGCACUACCAGAACAUCUGGAGCCGCAAGACGUGCAGAAUAUGCACUUCUAGGGGCCAGUUUGGUGGCGUUACUCUUUUGGACGGACCUGACUCCACUGCCUGCAACCUUAUGGGCAGGCCUGCAUCGUUGCAACUCAGCUGCAGCUACUUCUCACUACGAUUGGCAAAGAGCCACUGGCGCGUUUUUUCUUGCUGAUUCACCAGAGCUUCAGCGCGAAUGUUCGAUUGUGGGCAACUUCUGCGCUGGUGGAGAUGAAAUACUGUGUGGAUUCCCCGUUGAUUCGUCCUCUAAUGGCUGCGUCGCGUUGGGGCAGGACGUUGCAGCAAAAAGUAAAGGGGGAUCAAUUGACUACGCGCAAACAUCUGGAACUGUUUCUCACGGUGCCCUCGUGGUAUCGCAGCUGCUCCACAGCGUGGCUUCAUUCGCAAUGCCCAAACUCGGGCAUGCAGCUAUGGUGAAAUCGCCUCCCCUUAAUACGGUUUCGGAAGGAGGAGUCACGAAGCUUCUCCAGAGCUACUAUCCCCUUUAUAAUCACACCAACGAUCCAGGUUGUCUCGUUGCAGACAACGAUGCGACGUAUGUAAUCCAAGAUAAGCACGGUCAAAUAACCAUUGCCCUCGCUCGCCAGUCUCUCAUCUUUGCAGUUGCGAUGGAAGCACCUACAACAACGGAUCCUGACGGACGAUGCGAAUCCGUAGAAAUGCGGUGGUUUUCCGUUUACGUACAAUUAGAAGGACAGGAAAAGACUGCAUGUCGAGUGCCUUCCCCCAGAGGCGACGGCUUGGAGAAGGGGCAUGCUGGAAACGAGGAGUGGUGUCGAGUUGGGCGUUUCGAAUACCGCUGCCAAAAACAAUCGGCCCUACAAGUUUUUUGUUUAGAUAACCCACCUGGACCACCUAGACAGCCCCCACCGUGGGCUUCUAGAAGGAGUACAGCCUGUAGGAAUGGAAAAGCCUGGCAGACACGACGAGUGCGAAUUGUAUUGAACGAAAACUGGGGAGCCAGCGCGACUCGCCUUCGUCGGCUGAGAGUGCUUGCAUUCCCGUAA
Messenger RNA from Eimeria acervulina, 2049 nucleotides. RefSeq lists its product as hypothetical. The transcript has a single exon. The record is from RefSeq and is a predicted model, not a curated record. Bases 1 to 2049 code for a protein of 682 amino acids. Lineage: Eukaryota; Apicomplexa; Conoidasida; Eucoccidiorida; Eimeriidae.